Aethalodelphis obliquidens (Pacific white-sided dolphin) is the source of this 1662-nucleotide messenger RNA. RefSeq names its product proteasome 26S subunit, non-ATPase 7 (gene PSMD7). Gene Ontology annotation, biological process: proteasome-mediated ubiquitin-dependent protein catabolic process. Bases 16 to 1152 code for a protein of 378 amino acids. Gene Ontology annotation, molecular function: metallopeptidase activity; protein binding. Lineage: Eukaryota; Metazoa; Chordata; Mammalia; Artiodactyla; Delphinidae. The transcript is spliced from 6 exons. The record is from RefSeq and is a predicted model, not a curated record. Gene Ontology annotation, cellular component: proteasome regulatory particle; proteasome complex.
GUCCUGUUAGCUUUCAUGACCUGGGAAACUCGAAGCCAGUCACCCGAGGCGUGUCCCGCCUUCCCCGGCACUUCGCCUCCUCAAGGUGGCGGCGGGAGCGACAAUCCGAGCGCGACACGCGCGGCGCUCUGGGAGCGGAAGAAGGAGCCCCGCGGCGGCGGCCCAACCGGAAGAGGAGGGGCCGGGCCUGGAGGAUCCCCGAGAAUCGUUGUUGCCCUGGCCGUCGGUGUUUGCGGGUCGCGGGGAGCAGGGCCUGGCGGGCGGGGUGUGUCGCGAUGCCGGAGCUGGCGGUGCAGAAGGUGGUGGUCCACCCCCUGGUGCUGCUCAGUGUGGUGGAUCAUUUCAAUCGUCCCUUUUGAUGAAGACGACAAAGAUGAUUCUGUCUGGUUUUUAGACCACGAUUAUUUGGAAAACAUGUAUGGAAUGUUUAAGAAGGUCAAUGCCAGAGAAAGAAUAGUUGGGUGGUACCACACAGGCCCUAAACUACACAAGAAUGACAUCGCCAUCAAUGAACUCAUGAAAAGAUACUGCCCUAACUCAGUAUUGGUCAUCAUUGAUGUAAAACCAAAGGACUUGGGACUGCCCACAGAAGCAUAUAUUUCGGUGGAAGAAGUUCAUGAUGAUGGAACUCCAACCUCAAAAACAUUUGAGCACGUGACCAGUGAAAUUGGAGCAGAGGAAGCUGAGGAAGUCGGAGUUGAACACUUGUUACGAGACAUCAAAGACACUACAGUGGGCACCCUUUCCCAGCGGAUCACAAACCAGGUUCAUGGUUUGAAGGGACUCAAUUCCAAGCUUCUGGAUAUCAGGAGCUACCUGGAGAAAGUGGCCACAGGCAAGCUGCCCAUCAACCAUCAGAUCAUCUACCAGCUGCAGGACGUCUUCAACCUGCUGCCAGAUGUCAGCCUGCAGGAGUUUGUCAAGGCCUUUUACCUGAAGACCAAUGACCAGAUGGUGGUAGUGUAUUUGGCCUCGCUGAUCCGUUCCGUGGUCGCCUUGCACAACCUCAUCAACAACAAGAUCGCCAACCGGGAUGCAGAGAAGAAAGAAGGGCAGGAAAAAGAAGACAGCAAAAAGGAUAGAAAAGAUGACAAAGAGAAAGAUAAGGAAAAGAGUGAUGUAAAGAAAGAAGAGAAAAAGGAGAAAAAAUAAAACAUGUAGCUUUUUAAUUUGUAAAUUAAAGUCUUACAAACUAACUCAUUGUGCCGCCAGAGGGUUCUUUUCACUUUAAGUGCAAAAGCUGUAUUGAUGAGAGCUCUCUGGAUAGAGGGACUAAUCUUGUACCUGAACUGCAGCUUAGGCUGCUCUGAGUUGGGAAUGUGAUAGCUCAGGCUUCAGACUGUGUGAGAAAAGUGAAGAGACAUAAACGUAACAUUUUUGGUACUCUUCCUGCUUUCAUCUGUAAGACCAGGAGUUGAAUUUUCCCCAUCUCAAGAGACUCUUGGGGUCUGUUUCUGGCAGUCUGCAAAAUUGCAGAAUGGAAUGCACGAAUUCCAUAAGUAUUCUGCCUCAGAACACCUUGAGGUCUGCCCCUCUGGACUCUGUUGAGAAUACCACCCCACGGGACUUCCUGGACCCGUAGCUCUGGCAUUCUCGGGGCUUGGGAUCCAUCUCAAGAUAUUGUUUACCUUCGAAGACACAAUUAAAUGGCUUGGUUUUUAA